This is a messenger RNA of Colletotrichum aenigma, 1587 nucleotides long. Its product is annotated as Lactose permease. Lineage: Eukaryota; Fungi; Ascomycota; Sordariomycetes; Glomerellales; Glomerellaceae. Gene Ontology annotation, cellular component: membrane. Bases 1 to 1587 code for a protein of 528 amino acids. The record is from RefSeq and is a predicted model, not a curated record. Gene Ontology annotation, biological process: carbohydrate transport; transmembrane transport. The transcript has 7 exons. Gene Ontology annotation, molecular function: carbohydrate:proton symporter activity.
AUGGACCGAGAUCGGGCAAAGGACGACCCUGUCAAGCACAUUGACGAUGCGGACACGGGCGCCGACACAUACGCGGCCAUCAUGGCGACGCAAAAGCCUGAUCCUCGAGGCCCUGGGUACAUGAAACUGUAUCUUCUUGCGUCAAUGGUGUUCCUUUGUUCAACCAUGAACGGGUUUGAUAGUUCUCUUAUGGGUUCCAUCAACGCGUUACCCAACUACACCGCGUAUUUCGGAUUGCCUUCCAAUGGCAACACAAGCACCGGCAUAGUCUUUGCUAUUUUUCAGGUCGGCCAAAUGUGCGGCGCCCUCUUCAUCUGGAUGGCAGACUGGUACGGCAGAACCUGGCACAUCUUCUUCGGCUGCUUGGGAGUCUGCAUUGGGACCAUCGUGACUUCCUUAGCCACCAAUCUUCCCAUGUUCAUCGGCGGUCGGUUCAUCUUGUCUUUCGCAGCAACCUGCGCCCAUACCUCAGCGCCUCUGUAUCUGGUCGAGAUCUCCCCUGCCGCGUACCGAGGUACGAUCGCGGGCAUGUACAACACCUUCUACAACGUGGGCUCGAUCUUGGCGACGUCAGCAGUCUACGCAUGCCACUUGCACCUUGGCGACAAGGGGGACUUGGAUUGGAGAAUUCCGCUUUGGCUGCAGAUGGUCUGUCCUGGACUGGUCUGUCUGCUGAUCAAAUUCUUCCCGGAGUCUCCGCGUUGGCUUGUUGCGAAGGAUCGCCAUGACGAAGCGAAGAACAUCAUCGCGACCUACCACACCAAUGGCGACCUCGACCACCCUCUCGUCGACUUGCAAAUGAAAGAGAUGAUCAACUCAGUUGACCCAGCACACGUUCCAUCAUGGAAGGACCUUUUCGAUCUGAGGGUCCUUGUUGAGACUCGCUCCAGCCGGUACCGACUGAUGCUCAACGUUGCGUUCUCAUGGUUUGGACAAUUCAGCGGAAAUAACAUCAUCUCGUAUUAUCUCCCGAUCAUGCUUUCCGGCGUGGGCAUCACCGAUACCAACACAAAACUGAUCUUGAACAUCGUGUACUCCGUCAUUGGAUGGGUCUUCUCCACCGCCGGAUCUCGUUUGCAUGACGUUGUUGGCCGCCGCAAGAUGCUUAUCACCACCACGGCAGGCAUGACCGUCUGUUUGGCCAUUGUUGCUGGCUGCUCCGCCGGCUACACUGAUUAUGGCAACACAACUGCAUCUACCGUCAGCAUCGUCUUCAUUUUCAUCUUCGGCGCCGUCUUCUCCGCGGGCUUCACGCCCAUGCAGCCCAUCUACCCGGCUGAAGUGGUCAGCAACAAGAUGCGAGCCAAGGCGAUGGGCACAUUCAAGCUAACGGCUGGCGCUGCCGGGUUUCUCAACACCUUUGUUGGGCCGAUUGCUCUCUCCAGUAUUGGGUACUGGUUCUACGUUUUCUUCGUGGCGUGGGAUAGUUUUGAAAUUGCCUUCAUGUACUUCUUCUUCGUCGAGACCAAAGGCUUCACGCUAGAGGAGUUAGACGAGAUCUUUGAAGCUAAAAAUCCCAGGGAUGCAUCUCUGCAGGCGAAGAAGCGGCAGACACAGAUCAUGAGGGAAGGUGCAGGGCCCGCUUAG